Molecule: messenger RNA, 780 nt
Organism: Bacidia gigantensis
Lineage: Eukaryota; Fungi; Ascomycota; Lecanoromycetes; Lecanorales; Ramalinaceae
Exons: 1
Coding region: 1-780 (259 amino acids)
Source: RefSeq, a predicted model, not a curated record
AUGCAAGCCUGGAAGAUGAAGCCUUCCGACAUCUACCCCUCGAAGAAGUUUGAUUGUAUCGAGCAACCACCAAAUAGCUUCCAUCUGAUCCUGGACAACUAUUCAGGCUGGGACAUGACGUUUGGUCUGCUCUCGCAGACGUUACAGAACAUUUCGAGGGAAGCCAGGUCAUUUAGAGACGGAGUGCCACCGUUUAAUUUUGAUAUCUUGCGACGACCUACAAUGCAAUUGUUGGCGCAGGGACAGUGGCGGCCUCUCAUUUAUCCAAGCAUCAACCAGACGGGUACGAUUCUGCCUAAUUCAAGCAUAUCAGCAUAUCCCCCCGAUCCAUUUGUCGCCGGGCACGGUAGUCUCGUGUACGUAUUUUCACAUUAUUCGCCACCCUUUCAAUCGAUAUUGAGCCUCGCAACCACUGCAAUGUUCUGCGAAUAUGUCAUCCAGGCUCAACUCGACAAAGCCCACGCAAAGAUCACAGACCAGUAUCCAAGUAAGGAAUUCUAUUGUACGGACGACGAUAUUCUUGAUUCAAUCUCUCUGAUAUACAACCCAAACGCCGCUCGGUGGAAUUUCACUUAUGGCAACAUUCUUUCCACGUUGGAAGAUUUGACUAUCGUAGUGGCAGCAUUUGACAACCGACUGCCCUAUUUUGCCUUUGAGAUCCACGCAAAACUCGAUAAAUUAAGGCCUUUGGUGGCGACCGGGAAUUGGGCAAAGGCGAAACCCGUAACUGGAGCGGUGAGUAUAGCUUCUGAAACACCAAGCAAGACGGAUAGGAAGUGA